AGACAACGAUAGUCUACCAAAAGAGAUUCUCAAUACAAUGACUAAAGUUAACAGUGCGAGUUCAUGGGGAUUUCUGUGGCAAACAUACCUACCUGGGGAAUUUGAAGGUUAGGGUUAGGGUUAGGGUUAGGCCAAGGUUGAGUAUUAUUGAAUUUUAUUCUUAACGAAUGUUCGAUGGGCAGAAAAAUAUAAGAGAUAUGCCGAUAUUUUCUGAAAUUGUUGAUUUACCUAAGUUCUGCAAAGGAUCACCGAAGGUUGUCAAACCUUCUGAUGUCAAUGUACCACAAGUAGUAAACGCAACGACGGGUUAUACUCUAGACAAAUAUUUUAAUGUAUCACCUGAUCUACGUCCAGCUUUUUAUUUCCCAGACGAUCAUUGUGGUCCGGACAUUAUUUUUUUCGUUGAAUUUGAGGAGGUUACAGUUCCUGUUUUCAUUCAGGUCAAGCUUCGUUAUUCUGUUAAAACAAUUGCGGGGGCUCUCAGUUCGAUUGACCCAAGAAUGUUUUACAGGGAUAAAAAUGGCGAAAUUUUUCAAAAAGAAACAAAUAAACCCAUUGUUGAUAAGGUAAUACAACAAUGCGAGAAAGGCUCUAUUGCCUUAUUGGUUGCCUAUCCAGCCGAUGUGCGCCAAGAAUCGUUUGUAACAAACAAUUAUCCAUAUGGUCUAAGGGGUCGAUUAAACCAGCAACAACUUAUCGGCAUUAUUGAUCACAAAAACGCAUCGACUGUCUUUCAGGGAGAUCAUCUGUUGUUUCUAGAUACGCUUAAAAACACCAUAAAAAAAGAGGUAAAGAAAGUAAAAGAAAAAGUGGAGGAAAUCGGAGAAAAUAGUGGACUAAGAAAAAAACGAAAGCAUUAGAUUAACAUUAAGUAUGAAAAAUACAAUUUCGUCCUACAACUGAUGACUUCGGAAAUCGAAACAGGAUAAAUACAUAUCUUUUCCUUAAACUAUCAUAGUGUUUUGCACGCCUGCAACGUUUUUCUUUAAGAAUGCGUAAUCUAUAUUACAAGUCUUUACUCGUAUAUUAGUUGUAGUCAUAUUAAUUUUGCAUAUAUUAUAUUUUCGUGCCUUUAUUAUAAACAUGGAAUUUUAUUAUUUAUACAAUUUGUUAGUUUAUUUUUUUAAGUGGUGAUUCGUCUAAGAACCGGAGAAAAUUUAUGAGCUUUUGGGGAAGGGAAUGUAGUAAAUAAAUUACAUGAUUCAGAGAGUAACGCCUGUCAGCAAAUUUGCCAGGAACAAAGUUUUAUUAAUAUAUGUGAAAAGUAAAUACAAAGAUGGGAUUUUGCCCGCGAUUUCUAUGCUACCUAAGAACCUAUGUUAAAUAUAUAUUUUUCACUGACUUCAAAGAUUUAUUUCUC
This is a messenger RNA of Rhizophagus irregularis DAOM 181602=DAOM 197198, 1360 nucleotides long. RefSeq lists its product as uncharacterized. The record is from RefSeq and is a predicted model, not a curated record. NCBI's taxonomy places the organism in Eukaryota, Fungi, Glomeromycota, Glomeromycetes, Glomerales, Glomeraceae.